Entamoeba invadens IP1 is the source of this 765-nucleotide messenger RNA. RefSeq lists its product as hypothetical. The transcript has 4 exons. The coding region runs from base 1 to 765 and encodes 254 amino acids. The record is from RefSeq and is a predicted model, not a curated record. NCBI's taxonomy places the organism in Eukaryota, Evosea, Mastigamoebida, Endamoebidae.
AUGAACAGAUUGCUAUUAUUGUCAUUUAAGACACCAUCCACACUUGGUACCAAUUCAGAAAUUGGGUCUGGUUUAGAUUGUUCCAAAAGGUCCGACCAACACUUAAGAGAAGAAGAUUUGAUGAGUAAGAAGCUUGCUGAAGAAAUUGCAAAGAGAGAAGCCGCUGAAAAGGCACUCGCUGAGAUGAAAAUCAAGAAGGUCGACUUGGAAGCUUUGGUCCAAAAGCUCAAAGACGAAAUUGAAGAACUUAAAGAAGAUAUUGAGUCGAAGAAGAUAGCACUUGAUGAGGCUGAUAUAAAGUCACGAGAAGACCAAGAACACAUUGAAGAACUCCAAGGUGAUAUUAAGAGAGGAAAGGAAGACUUGAGCAAGUUAACCACUGAUGUCAUCACUGAGUUGAACAAAAACAUUGAAGAUAAGGAAGGCGAAAUUUCUGACUUAAAGAAGAAACUUGAAGCUAAAGAAGACAAUUCAAAGGAUCUUGAGACACAAUUACGCGUGAAGGAAGACAACAUUGCUGAUUUGGAGAAACACGUCAAGAUGUUGCAAAACACAAUUUCUGAUGUCAACGCACAGAAUGAAGACACUGGCUCUACUCAAUUGGCUCUUGACGAUGCUGAGAAGAAACUCGACCAACAAGUUGCUCCGAACAAGAAUGUCUCAGACGAUAGAGAUGGGUAUAACCAACAAUUGCAAGCAGAGAAGACCAAGACCACUGCUUUGACCUCAGCAAGAAUGCAGAUGAUAAGAAUAUUUUUGCUUUGA